CAUACCUGCUAUAACAGUCGUUUGAACUUAGAUUCAAGGACGCACCUGUCAUAGCAUUCAUUAUUUGCUCUAUAGUUUUUGACGGAAAUGCUAUAGCAGGGUUCUUUUAGUAUGAUUUUGUGACAGCUACACUUUUUCUGUCCAAUCUUACGCAAUUCGAAGCUGUUUAGUGCCCUAUAGCACACAAAAAAUGCGCGAGCAAAAUUACCCUCCCCCGCUAUACCCGCACUUCUCACACACACGCACGCCUUGUAUAGCAGGUGUCAAUGUAUGAAAAUUUGUUCAGUCGCGCGGUAACUGCGCCGAUGUGCAAACGCGUGCGUACGGAGAUUUUUCGCGCACACAAUUCAGUGUUUCGAUAAUCAUGCCUCCAAAAUACAAGAAAAAACGCGACUAUUCUGACAAUGAGAAGCCUGGAUGUAGUGGUGUUUCGGCUAACGUCCCUAGAAUUAGAGAGAAAGUCAAUCCAUUGGAUACUGAUAAAUUACAAAGGCUUUUUGAGGAGGCCUCAUCGUCAUCUCUGAGUGGUUCCAGCGUUCAUGACGUUCUCGAAGAAUCAGAAAGAUCCGCUGACGAGCAAGAUCCACGAUGCGCUAUGAAUAGCGAUGAGUCUGGUUCUCGGGAACAUGAUCCAUAUUCAGAUUCUGCUGGAGAAUAUGGUUCAGACAGUGAAUACAAUCCAGCUGAAGACCAAACAGUGCUAUCCGAUUCUUCUGAUCAUCAGCAAGAUCAUGGUGAUUCUGAUCGUACAGUAAGUGAUAUUCCUAACCAAGAAUUUUCAGACAUGCAAGCAAACUUACGCAUGACCCUAGAUCCAACUUUGAACGAUGACAUCGAUCCCAUGCCACCAAAUUCUACUAGAAGUGUUUUUUAUCGUCACUCACCUAACAGAAAUCAUAUAGUACCAGACGAAACUCUUCCUGCUUCAUCUUCCCAAGUAUGCGUAGAACCAUUGUUAUUGCAACAAAGUGUCGAUGAUAUAAGCCCAAAUAAUAGACAAGACCCACAAGAACAUCACCAGAGUCAUCAGAGCCUUUCGUCACCAACAAUAAAUGUUACGAGUGAUUGGGAAGAGAAUACCGAACCUAAUUUAGAAUUUGAGUUUGAUGUGACCAAUGCAGGAACACAAGUAAACCUAGAUGGGACUACAAAACCCAUACAGGUUCUAGAGUACUUAUUUACCGAUGAAUUGGUUGAUUUGAUUGUAUCCUGCACAAAUGCAUAUGGCGAAGCUUUAUGUUCCUCCAACAGACCACAUACAAGAGGUUCCCGAAUACAAACAUUUAAACCUACAGAUAAAAUAGAAAUGAAAAAGUUCUUGGGAUUGUGCUUAUUACAGGGACACCUUGAAUCUCCAAGUAUAAGAAAAUCUUUCACCAUCACCGAUCCAUUAUAUUAUCAUCCCAUUUUUUCAUACAGCAUGUCAGGCAGGCGGUUUGAGCAACUUUUGCGGUGCUUGUGCAUUUCUGAUUUGGAUUCUAAGGGGAUGGGCAAAGUCAAACACUUUGCGAAUAAAGUGAUAAAUAAUUUUCAAAACUUGAACCAUCCUCACAAAGAACUAUCACUGGAUGAAUCUUUGUUACAGUUCCGGGGACGUUUAUCUUUUCGACAGUACAUCAAGUCGAAAAAAGCAAGAUAUGGCAUAAAAUUCUAUACAUUAACGACUCAUGAUGGUUAUGUCCUGAAUUUCAUCAUUUAUGAAGGAAAAAAUACAGUGGAUGAAGACGGCGAUGGAUCAAAAACUGCAAAACUGGUCGUCAAAUUAAUGGAGCCUUAUUUGGAUAAAGGACAUGAGUUAUAUAUGGAUAAUUUCUACAACAGCGUAGAUUUGUCCAAAAAACUUUUAUUUCACAAAACUCACACGAUAGGUACCUUACGAAAGGACAGGAAAGGAAAUCCGAAGACAAUGUUUGGAAAAAAAAUUAAAAGAGGAGAUCACGUUUGGAGAAGGAAAGGAAAUGUCUAUGUAUCAAUGUGGAAAGAUAAAAGGGUUGUGUAUAUGCUAACAACAAAACACCAACCACGUCUAAUAAUAACUAGAAACAGGUAUGGGCAAGCAAAGAAAAAACCAAUUGAAGUGAGUGAAUAUAACAAAUUUAUGUCUGGCAUUGACAAGUCCGACCAAAUGAUUGCUUAUUAUUCCACUCCAAAAAAGACAAUCAGGUGGUACAAAAAAGUAUUUUUUCAUUUAUUGGACAUGAUGGUGUGGAAUGCGUACUAUAUGUUCAAAAAGUAUUGUAACUCAAACACAACCUUGCUGAGUUUCCGAGAGAGUAUAAUAAAUUCAUACCUACAGGUGACUGAUAACACUCUAAAUGAUAUACAACAAAUGAGACUGGCAAAGACUUCAAGCAGGCGAAAGAAAAAAACUACUGAUAGUCUUCUUCAGACGGUGUCUGAAUCUGGACACUGGCCAGAACUCAUACCACUGGCUGAGAACGCAAAACGCAAUAAAGUUUUCUUGAGAUGCCGAGUUUGCACUAAAAACAAACUAUCAAAGCAAACGAGCUAUCGCUGUAAAGGUUGUAUUGACAAGCCACCUCUUUGUCCAAGUUGCUUUGAAGCAUGGCAUAUGGUUAGGGAUGAAGCUUGAAGAUUUUUUCACUGUUUUGGCAUUCAUCUGAUGUAAACUCUUUUUGAUGUGUUUUUUAUCUCUUUUCUAAGAUUAAUAUUAAAGCUUAAAAUGU
Molecule: messenger RNA, 2687 nt
Organism: Colias croceus (clouded yellow)
Lineage: Eukaryota; Metazoa; Arthropoda; Insecta; Lepidoptera; Pieridae
Product: piggyBac transposable element-derived protein 4-like
Exons: 3
Coding region: 365-2593 (742 amino acids)
Source: RefSeq, a predicted model, not a curated record